Molecule: messenger RNA, 4957 nt
Organism: Nematostella vectensis (starlet sea anemone)
Lineage: Eukaryota; Metazoa; Cnidaria; Anthozoa; Actiniaria; Edwardsiidae
Exons: 16
Coding region: 98-3712 (1204 amino acids)
Biological process (GO): Rac protein signal transduction
Molecular function (GO): CCR4-NOT complex binding
Source: RefSeq, a predicted model, not a curated record
AUUACAGUGGGCUCGUAGGUCAGUUAUCAGAUGUUCGUUGACGAGACAAACAUGGACAUGAAGCUCAUUUUUACUGUUUUUUAGCUUUUAGACCAAAAUGGAUAGCGUUAGGUACCUAUCCUACCACCAGUGGAGGGGAAGGAAGCAGGACGGGGAUAAAACGACGACAUAUCAUUUGAAAUUGUCGAGUAACGUUGAGACUUUGGAGUCGAAUGUGUCGUUCAUUGAUAAACUGAUCACCGGGUAUUUAGACGCAAUGAAAGCCUUUUGCGAUGCUGGUUCACAGCUAGCAGAUGCCUUCUCAGCCGUCUUAAAGCAGACCCCAUUGCUUGAAAUCACACAGCAACUGAAGCAAGUCGUUGAAGAGAUCGAUCAUGUUGCGCACAAGUCAAGCGUUCAUGUCACAAACCACAUUCUCGCGACUUUGUGUGAUUUCACAUCUACAUUUCCUAGUUUGAGAAGAGCUAUUGAAGCACACAAAAGAAACGCUCAGAAUUAUGAAUCCUGUCUUGAAAAUCUGGAGAUUCUAGAAAAAGAUGAGAGUGAAGUCGACUCUAAAAGAUUGAAAAUCGCCAAAAAGCGUUUCAGAUCAGCGGACGAAGAGCUUUCAAGCGAAGAGGAAAAACUCUACCGGAGUUUCUCUGAAGUUGAAGAAAACAGAGUGAAGAUGCUUGGUGCCUGCUUCCUAUCGUUACUACAAGUCCAGUCGCAGUUCUUGAUGUCUUCAGCUGAGCUGAUGUCACCUCUGGGUGCAUUUGAGGAAAUCGGUGACUACCUGCGGGACAGAGAAGUCACCCUAGCCCUCAAGGAUGCAACAUCAACAUGGCUGUCACUUGCACAGGCCAACCAGGGACUACGACAUGGAGAAGCGUUAUCUCGACAAGAUGUCCAGAGCUUAUUAUCUAAUGGACUACAGGAAAGUGAGAAGAAACAGCUGGUCAAAAGGGUGGAUAACCUAUUAAAGCACUACAAAAGAGAGUUUGAAAGAGCCCCAACACCAGAAGCAGACAUCCCAGCGGGAUUCCACAGGAAUCCCAGAGCCAUUGAGCUGGCUCUCAAGGGCUGUUCAAGUGAUGUGGAGGGACUCGCGGCUGGUGGAUUCCAUGAAGUCGCAACUCCAGAGCUGAUGGAGCUUGCAGUGCUUAAACAGAUCCCGACGUUACUUCUUAGAAUAGGUGCAGUUGUUCAUGAAACCUGCCCUUCUCCAAGCAAAGCUAAUGAUAACUUCAAGUCAAAGAUGUUUUGCAUCCGGGAUCUGGUUACCACAGUAGCGACUCAUAAUGACAUUCCUCUCAACAAAGAAAACCUGGACAUGUUUGUGCUGUCCGUCCUGUAUGAGGCAUGCUCUCCUGCCUGCAGUACCGCAGCCAAGACUGCUGUGCAGUUGCUUUUUGGCAAAGCAAACUUGGUUAAAGUUCGUCCUGGGAGAGAUAACGCCAUUAGAGUAGCUCAUGUCUAUGCCAAGGGGACGUUUGUACACGUUGAGGUGUCAACAACAUGGGAGAUAACAGCGGACAACACUCUGUUCUCGAGUAUAUCCAAUGAUAUUGACCUUCAGCAGGAACUGGGGACAGUAGAUGCUGUGUACACAGCAAAAUUCAGCUUGAUGGAUUUCCUUGAAGACAAAGAUCGCCCACUCCCCUCCAUCCUUAUCAAGCGCUGUAAUCAAUCUUCUUCACCCUUGACACCCACCAAGAGCUCCGUCUCCCCUUCCCACAAGCACAACAGAUUCCGCAAAUCCCUCACCAAGGCAACGUCCAAGAUUUUCUCGCGCAAGUCAGGCCAGUCCAAGGGAUCAAACAUGGCCAUACCACAGUCCCCGGACCACAGCUCCUCCACCCACAGUGCUGGCACUGGGAGUGGAUCACCAAGGAAUGAAGGUUUUCGGAUAUCUGUAAUAACAACAAGUACUGACACUAGCAACAGUCGAGAUGCAGAGAUGGAUGAACCUUCACCCCUACCCCCACCACGCCCUAAACACUGGGCCCGUAAAAUCCAAAAGGCCAACAGUGCUGUUACAAUGACUCUGGACGAGAAUGAGCCUGCGGAACAGAGUGAAAGGUCUGAUGGCGAUAGCACUGACUGGUAUCACUCGGACUCCAAGUUUCCUCUACCCAUGUUUAAACCAACACUCUCAGCAGAUUCUCAAAGCCAGCUUUCCUUGGCAUCUCAGCAAGAGCUAGACGAAGUGAUCAAGUUCUUAUCCGGCACACCGCUAAAACCCAGAAUGGUGUAUCAAGACACCAGUAGCUGUAUGACGCCAACCGACAGCGGCCUGGGCAGCACCCUUAGCUUCCCUAUCAGCACCCAGUCAAGUAGCAAAGACUCCACCCCGCUCUCUCCACAGGUGGAGAGCACCCACCCUUCUCCCCCCGUGAAAACCAAGAAAAGAGCUGGAGGUAACGGGGGUGCUAAAGACACGCAGAAAGUGGCAGAACCUGCUCCUGAGAAUGAAGAUUUUCCAAAAGAUGACGAGAUAUUGAAGAGUAAGGAAGAAUCAGCAAAUUGGAAGGAUUGUCAGAAAGCAGGGGAGGAAUUUGGGAAUAAGAAUGGCAAGUCAACUGAGAACGAAACUGUCGGUACAGGCAAUGAUCCCCAAGCACAAUCAGAGCAGAACCAAAUCCAGGAGACGUCUGAUGAUAUUGGUACAGAAAACAGUAUUGAAGCAAAUACUAAGGCAGUACAGGAGAAAGGGUGUGGUCUUGAUGGGGGACCAGUGAAAGUGACCUUAAGUCCAGCUACAGAUCAGGAGGAGUUUGAAUCCAGAGUUACCAUCAGCGAGAGCUUGAGGACGGUGUGGGAAAAGGCAGGUCCUAAACCAAAACCAAAGUCCCGAAGCCUGGACAGUAGCCGUCCCCGAGAACUUUAUGGGUCACAGGAGACGCUUUACCACAGCUGUUGGUCUCUUGCGGAGGAAGACAGCAUUCAAGCUGGUCAGGAUGAGGAUGCAGCCAAGAGCCCGAGUGAGGGCCAGUUACCCAGUGAGGGAGCGGUGAAAGCAGAAGUGGUGGAUUUGGGCUUAAAGUGGUCCCCUGGAUUCAGUCACCAGGUUUGGAGUAGCAGUCCAGACAUGCUGGCAGACAUGGACUGUGUGCCUCCGCACUGGUGCCGCUCAGACGAGACGCUAGACCGUGCUGCUGGUGGAGGCAAAAACGUCUUCUCCUUGGGACUUGGUAUCACGGGCCCGGAGCUGAUCGCUGCAGCACACAAGGCAGGUCGAGGGGACUUGAUAAAUGAUAGGGGUCUUCGAGUUCCUGGCGUCACCAAGACUUGGAGUUCAGAAGACCUUAGAGAAAAGAGUCCGUGUGAUCCGUGGCCUCAAAAAUGCUCGUCUCCUCCACCACUCCAAUGGAACAAGUCCAGCUCUCUGUCCGAAAACACCGUCCACAAACCGGACUACCCCCGACGAGACCUCCCUGCACAGCACUACAGCGACCCCUUCCUACCCUCCGAGCCCUGGUGGAGUCAGGCGGGACCAAACUACCCCCUACCCUCCCACACACGGUACCAGCAGCAGCUUCAGCGCCAGUACGCAAUGGAUUACAACUACCACCACGGCGCAGUCCCCCGUGGGUACCCUCCCAUGGGGCAAUCUGCCUUCCGUCCCGUCCAACCGUCCUACCCCAAACCGACCCGCCAAGCUCACCUGCAGGUUCCUCCACAUUACCAAGUAUCCUCCGGGAACCACCAUGCUUCAAACCCAAGGUUCUAGAAGCCUCGAUGGCAAUAGCCUUGUAAUGGGAACCUAUCAUUCCAGUCAACUCCCACUAACGGACACUCUAAAGCAGACAGCUUCACGAGAGAGCUGACUGAAAGUUGGCUGUAUUUUGUAAGAGUUGACGGUAUUUUGUCUCGUUCGAUUUUAAUAUUUCUUGCUUCUUUCGUUUUUUUGUCGGUCUUUGUUUUGCUUCUUUUAUGUUCUUUUUAUUGUUAUUAUUAUUAUUAUUUUUUGCCCCAUGGCAAUUUCAAUCCCCUUCCCUUUUAGACUUGUUAGUUUUUUUUAUUAAAGAUUAAUAUCUUUUAUACUCCACAGAAGUUGGAUAUACCUCUUUUUCUCCUUAAAUUCAGGCUUUUAUCAAGUACUUUUUUGUGUUAUUUUUUGUUAGUGUGACCGCUGGCGAUCACGUUACCAAAACAUCUCGUUGAACGAGAAAUGCACCCUCUAUAGCAAAUGCUAUUUUGUUCAGCCGUGUUCUGAAUUUUCGUCUUUGAUGCUGUUUUUUACUUAAAGUUUGGCUGCUAUAUUCUGAACAAAGCAACUUUUCCACUCCCACUCUUAGAUAAAGAAACAUUACAUUAAGGUGCUUUGUGUUAACAAUUUCACGUGUUAUUGUGUUUUGAAGUGUGUAAAAUUUAUUGUUAAAGUCAAGGGUAACGUUUUUCUGUUCUCCGAUUGCUUUUAUUUUUCUUUCGUUUUGUUCUUUUACUAAAGUCUAAAAACUAUUUAACUACAUUAAUAGUUGUCUGAGCGAAAGGUAAAAAGUUUAAACAACCCUGCAUUAGCUUUCUGACGAAGAAACCCUUUUCUACUCAAUAAACUGAUUGAAAUUACAGAAACUCAAAGAUAAAGUAGCCGAUCAUUCAAGCAACCUUUUACCUCAUUAAGAGUUAAAAUAUUAUGUACAUCGAAAGAGAAACAGGGAUAGCACAUCUAAAGCCUGAUGUUUAUAUAUUUUAUUUUAGUUGGGACACCUAACCUUCGACCACGCCCCUUAACCCUCAUGUUAACGAUAUUGAAUAUCUGUUCUAUUGACUUUUUGCCUAUCGGUCAGACAAAUUUGGAGAGGCUAACUAGAUCGUUUUAUUGAAAAAAAAAAUCAGGGAUUUCUGCUAUGAGCUUGGUGUGCUUUUAGAUUGCGUAAAAUAUAAGAUAGUGAAAUCAUUAGCUUUUAGUGACUACUUCAUGGUCAGUGCGCUUAUGCUGUUGUAAUGUGAUGUAAUAAAGGAAAGCAUUGGA